Messenger RNA from Leptosia nina, 1080 nucleotides. The record is from the annotation of a GenBank genome assembly. Lineage: Eukaryota; Metazoa; Arthropoda; Insecta; Lepidoptera; Pieridae.
AUGGAUAAAAUUGUUUUAUUAUGUUUGGUGUCAAUUGGCAAUGUUUGCACUGAACAUAGUACGAGACAGACGGAAGGGUAUCCAGCAGGAUUCCUGGCUAAUUGUCCAGGAACGAACAAAGAAGCAAUCAUCACAAAGAAGAGUCUCAAGUACCUCUCAAUUGUCGUACAGAGUGGAGAAGGAUUAACUGCAAGACAUAGGAAAUACAACUAUUACCAAACCAGCGAACUUGCCAAAGAUCCAGACUUAGACUUUAAUAGGACUACCCUCUUAUAUGUGGGGGGAUAUUUGGACAGUCCUAGUUUUUUUGUAGCUAGGACGAUCGGCUUAGUAUAUAAUAGUUUAGGAUACAACGUGCUAUUGCUUGACACUAAUAUGUUUACUACCAUGGAAUAUCCAAGAGCCGCAAGAUUUAUGCCCACUGUUGGGAAACAUGCAGCGGAAAUGCUGGCAGACUUAACUCAGGUAGGACUGGAUCCCAAAAAAUUAGAACUCGUCGGACUCAGCUUAGGUGGACAAACUGCCAGUUUCAUAGCCAAAAACUAUAAAUUAAUCACCGGUACAAAGAUAUCUCGUCUCACAGGACUAGACCCAUCCGGUCCUUGCUUCAGGAACCUGGGACCUGAGGAGAGAAUUGAUAAAGGCGACGCCGAUUUCGUAGAUAUCGUUGCGACGAACAUUGACGGUUAUGGGAUGGCGACGCCCGCCGGUCAUGUAAAUUUUUACGUCAACGGGGGCGAGUACCAACCUGGUGAAAUUUUCUGGGUAUUUUGUGAUGUUAUCUGUAGUCAUGUACGGGCUUUGACAGUCUGGAUUUCUGCCUUGAAGAACCAAGACUCGUUCAUUGCGAUACAAUGUGAUUCGGUUCAACAAGCAAGGGAUAAGGAUUGCUUUGAUCGGAAGCCUAAAGUUACGACGGUGUUUGGUUUGAAAACGGAUAAAAGCAAGGAGGGUAUUUUCUAUUUGAGUACGGAUCAUAAGUACCCAUUUUACUUGGGUCAACGGGGUGUGUUUAAAGAAAAUGAUUUUACUCUAUCUAUGACUAGGCUUGCAAAUAGGGAGAAAGUUUUGAAAAUAUAG